Molecule: messenger RNA, 554 nt
Organism: Oppiella nova
Lineage: Eukaryota; Metazoa; Arthropoda; Arachnida; Sarcoptiformes; Oppiidae
Source: the annotation of a GenBank genome assembly
AAGCGGUCACCACUGCUAACCUCAAGUACGGCAAUUGGCCCGCAUUUGACUACUGCCACGCCAUGAUUGCGCCCAUCGAUGACGCACUCGACAGCUUCGCCAAGAUAUACGGCAAAUAUCACCCAUGGAUUAGUGCCCUUUUGCUCUGGAAGUUGAAAGUCGAGUGCAGUUUAUAUAACUGUGAAGAGAAUGAAGACAUUACUAAACAGCAAAUCUUUACUACAUUUAGACGACUCAAAGACACCCUUUCGGUAACUCAUGGUCCGGAUCACGUCUGGUCUCACAAAUUGAAAUCAAUUGACAAUUCAUUUGAACAUUUUAUGGUUACGGACACCGAUUCUAUGGAUUCCGACCACUUUCUCAAUAUUGACAGUACUAUAGAGCAGAUCAUUCCGCGGACAGUAAUUGAGCAGAAAUUAGCCUAAAUUUAUGAUUUCAUUGAUUAUGAAUUUGUUAAUUUUAUUUAAUUCAUUAAUUAUUAAAUAACCCAAUUUUUGAUUAACUUUCAAAAUGUACGUAAAUUUAUUUAAUUAAAUGAUUAUUUUUAUUUAAAA